AAAAUUACAAAAAAACAGAAAGACAGAUUGACUCCCAUCUCCGCCCUCCUCUCGCGCUGCGGCCAUGGCGUCCGCCGCCGUCAAGCUCAUCGACAUCGCAGUCAACUUCACCGAUGGCAUGUUCAAGGGCAUCUAUCACGGCAAGCAGUGCCACGCCGCUGACAUACCGGCUGUACUCGCGCGCGCGUGGUCUACCGGCGUCGACCGCAUCAUUGUCACGGGAGGGUCACUGAAGGAGUCCAGGGAAGCACUGGAGAUCGCCGAGACCGACGGGAGGCUGUUCUGCACGGUCGGCGUGCACCCGACUAGAUGUGGGGAGUUUGAGGAGAGUGGAGACCCGGAGGGACAUUUUCAGGCACUACUGGCUCUAGCGAAGGAGGGGAUAGAGAAAGGCAAGGUGGUUGCUGUUGGUGAAUGUGGUUUGGAUUAUGAUAGGCUUCAUUUCUGUCCGGCAGAUGUACAAAAGAAGUACUUUGAGAAACAAUUUGAGUUGGCUGAAGCAGUAAAACUACCAAUGUUCCUUCACAUGCGGGCUGCUGGUGAAGACUUCUGUGAAAUCAUGUCAAGAAAUUUGUACAGAUUCCCUGGUGGGGUUACACACUCCUUUACUGACUCGGCAGCAGAUCGUGACAGACUCCUUUCUUUUGAGAAGAUGUUUAUAGGUGUUAAUGGCUGCUCUCUGAAAACUAAUGAAAAUCUUGAGGUUCUCCGAGGCAUUCCUGUUGAGAGGUUGAUGAUAGAGACAGACUCUCCAUAUUGUGAUAUAAGAAAUACCCAUGCUGGAAGCCAGUAUGUAAAAUCGGUCUGGCCAUCCAAGAAGAAAGAAAAGUAUGAGCCAGAUUCAAUGGUAAAAGGCCGCAAUGAGCCCUGUUUAGUCAGGCAAGUUCUUGAGGUAGUGGCUGGAUGCAAGGGAAUUGCUGACAUAGAGGGCUUAAGUAAAACUCUGUACCAAAACACAUGCAGACUUUUCUUUCCCCAAGACCUUGAUGCAUCUGCAGAUGCGCAGCUUGAGAGUGGUACUACUGUCCAGGAUAACUGAUCAGCAGAGCAAUUGCCUUUUGAAAGGUUUCCAUUUGUUUGUUGCUUAGCUAAAUGUUCCAACUUCUUUCCAACAUGGAUAUGAAAUGUUUUUUGUUUCUAUACUUGUCCUUCAAUUAUCGCCAAAUUUCUGUGUGCUAUAUGAGCCCCUGUAACUUUUGCGCGCAUUCUGACUGCGUACACCCCAACCUCAACUGGGGAUAUGACCUGAACUCAUGCAAAUAUGGUUUUAUUUUUCA
Setaria italica (foxtail millet) is the source of this 1277-nucleotide messenger RNA. Its product is annotated as putative deoxyribonuclease TATDN1. The transcript has 12 exons. Gene Ontology annotation, cellular component: cytosol. Lineage: Eukaryota; Viridiplantae; Streptophyta; Magnoliopsida; Poales; Poaceae. The record is from RefSeq and is a predicted model, not a curated record. Gene Ontology annotation, molecular function: 3'-5'-DNA exonuclease activity. The coding region runs from base 65 to 1039 and encodes 324 amino acids.